This is a messenger RNA of Lagopus muta (rock ptarmigan), 597 nucleotides long. Its product is annotated as progranulin-like. The record is from RefSeq and is a predicted model, not a curated record. Gene Ontology annotation, cellular component: extracellular region. NCBI's taxonomy places the organism in Eukaryota, Metazoa, Chordata, Aves, Galliformes, Phasianidae.
GUGCUGUCACCACGCUGUCCCCACGCAGGCGGUGUGCUGCAGCGAUGGGUGGCACUGCUGUCCCCAAGGCACCACGUGUGACCUGCAGCGCUCCAUGUGCACCUCGGGGCGGGACGUGGCGCACGUUGGUGACGUGAAGUGUGACGAUGAGAUGAGCUGCCCUGAUGGGAACACGUGCUGCAGGCUGAGCUCCGGGGAGUGGGGCUGCUGCCCCCUGGAACAGGCCGUGUGCUGCCCUGACCACAUCCACUGCUGCCCCCAGGGCUACACCUGCGACCCCCAGGGGGGGACGUGCCUGCAGGGGGGGGGGCCCCUGCCCUGGCUGAAGAAGAGCCCAGCGCUGGGGGUCGGGGGGGGGAUGUUGCGCUGUGACGACAGGACGAGCUGCCCUGAUGGGAGCACGUGCUGCAGGCUGAGCGGGGGCACCUGGGGGUGCUGCCCCUUGGAGCAGGCCGUGUGCUGCAAGGACCACCAGCACUGCUGCCCCCAGGGCUACACCUGCGACAUCGCCACGCAGAGCUGCGAGAAGCUGUGACCCCCCCGGGGCUGUGAGCCCCCCACCCCAAUAAAGGGUUUGUAGGGAAAAAAAACCCGAAC